UUAGCCCGUUCCUUCUCUCACGACGGUUCCAUUCUACCACAUACAAUGGCCACCAUGCAGCUUGCUCCCCGCGGCGUUGCCCCCCUGAGGCCCCGUGUGUCUUCGCGGCGCACCGUUAAGCCCCUGGCCAGCGGCGGCGGCAAGGUGGACAUCACCAAGGUCGGCCUGAACUCCAUUGAGGAUGAGGUCGUCAAGAUGAACCUGAUGGGCAAGUCCCGGUUCAUGAACAACAAGGAGUGGAAGGACGCUUCUGGCCGCAAGGGCAAGGGCAUGGGUGUGUACCGCUACGCUGACAAGUACGGCGCCAACGUGGACGGCUACUCGCCCAUCUACACCCCCGACCUGUGGACCGACUCCGGCGACUCCUACAAGCUGGGCACCAAGGGCCUCAUCGCCUGGGCUGGCCUGGUGCUGGUGCUGCUGGCGGUGGGCGUCAACCUGAUCAUCUCCACCUCCCAGCUGGGCGCGUAAACACCCCCGCAUGCGUGCAUGCUUGCAUGCAUCCACCCGUGCAGGCUUCCGCUUGCAUGGCGUGGUGUGUGUUGACGAGAACUGCUUCUAGGGUUUAGUCGACAACGGGAGAGUGGGUGCGUCAUCUGCAGAAGAGUUGCGCGUUUGUAAGACAAGAGAAGAGAAGAAAAGCUUUUCAGUUUUGAUGUGUGCGUAGAGUUAAUCUCCUUGCUUCCUUCCGGUCUUCCGGAGGGGGGCGACGGGGAGGGUGCCGCGCAGGGUCAUGCACGACGCGGUGUCUUGUGUGGAUCCUGACGUGCAUUGGGAAAGAGGUGGUACAUAUGCUUCAGGAGGAGGAGAGUGGUGUAACAUAAUCUCGCAACGGCCUAGUGUUUCUUUACGUG
Astrephomene gubernaculifera is the source of this 854-nucleotide messenger RNA. The record is from the annotation of a GenBank genome assembly. Lineage: Eukaryota; Viridiplantae; Chlorophyta; Chlorophyceae; Chlamydomonadales; Astrephomenaceae.